Molecule: messenger RNA, 879 nt
Organism: Pleurotus ostreatus (oyster mushroom)
Lineage: Eukaryota; Fungi; Basidiomycota; Agaricomycetes; Agaricales; Pleurotaceae
Exons: 4
Coding region: 1-879 (292 amino acids)
Biological process (GO): NAD+ biosynthetic process
Molecular function (GO): nicotinate-nucleotide adenylyltransferase activity; nicotinamide-nucleotide adenylyltransferase activity
Source: RefSeq, a predicted model, not a curated record
AUGUCGGCUCCAGAGUACUCAGCAGACGAUUUCACAAACCCCCCGAAUUAUUCGUUUCCGUCGAACCGUCUGACCCACACCCUUCGAGACUCCCGGAAGACACCUGUAGUCUUGGUGGCCUGCGGUUCCUUCAGCCCUGUUACGUACCUGCACAUGCGAAUGUUCGAGAUGGCCAGAGAUUACAUCCGACACAACACUGAUCUCGAGAUCGUCGGGGGCUACCUGAGUCCAGUCAGCGACCAGUACAAGAAGCCUGGCUUGUUAACUGCCCAGCACCGUGUUAAUAUGUGCACUCUUGCUGCUCAAGAGUCGUCGUCAUGGAUCAUGGUCGACAGCUGGGAAGCGUUUCAAACGUAUCAACGAACUGCUGUCGUCCUCGACCAUUUCGACUAUGAAAUCAACACCGUCUUGGGAGGCGUCAAAACCAUUGAAGGGGAACAUCGCGACGUUCGGGUCAUGCUGCUGGCAGGUUCCGAUCUCAUUAGCACAAUGAGCGAGCCAGGCGUAUGGAGCUACAGCGAUCUCGAUCAUAUUCUCGGAAGAUAUGGCACAUUUAUCAUAGAACGUGCAGGAGCGGCAAUGGACCAGGCGACAGACAGCCUCGCUCGUUGGAGACACAACAUCUAUUUGGUUCCACAGCUGAUACAAAACGACGUUUCAAGCACGAAGGUUCGCCUCUUCCUGAGAAGAGGGCUUUCCGUUCGGUACCUUCUGCCCUCGGCAGUCGUAGAUUACAUAGAGGAGCAUAACCUCUACAAAGACGACAGCAUGAGCUAUUCCAGUCCUACCGGCUCAGAUAAGGACCGAGACAAGGGCAAGGAGACUCAUACCAAAAACGAGUCCUCGUUCCAGCGGGCCCACAUUCAAUCAUCGUGCUAA